Messenger RNA from Closterium sp. Yama58-4, 2079 nucleotides. The record is from the annotation of a GenBank genome assembly. Lineage: Eukaryota; Viridiplantae; Streptophyta; Zygnematophyceae; Desmidiales; Closteriaceae.
AUGGCUGCCGAUCACGGCGACAGCAGCAAAGCGAAGAAUGCCGAGCCGUCGGAGAUAAAUCACAGCGGGACGGAAUCAGCCAGUGAAAUGCGGAGUGAGCAGGAAUCUGACGGACAGGGGGAGAGAAAUCCUUCAGGCAAUGAACCUUCCGGAAGCAACAGCGACGCGUCGGCUUCUAAAACAGGAACGAAGCCUGAAGAAUCAGCAAAACAGACUGCAGACAAGGAGAAGACAGGGGAAGGAGGGAAGGAAGGGAGAGACGGGAAAGAAGGGGGAGGAGGGGAAGAAGAGGCGGAGGAGGAAGAUGAGAUUGACCCGCAGAAUCCGCGAGGUCGCUUGCUGAUGGCGAAGCACGCAAAGUACAUAAAAAACCUGGACAAAAAAACAGAGGGGAUCGAGUACGUGGCAACAGAGCAUCUGAGGAUGAGCGGGGCCUACUGGGGUUUGACAGCGAUGGACCUCAUGGGGAGACUGCAGGACAUGCACAGCCCCGCCAUGCUGCCCUGGCUGCUCUCCUGCCAGCAACCAGAUGGUGGUUUUGGCGGCAGCAAAGGGCAUGAUUCUCACUUGCUCUACACGCUCAGUGCCGUCCAGAUCCUCGCACUACUGGACAAAUUGGAUGCUGUGGACGCCGACCGCAUUGCCGCCUAUGUAGCAGGGCUACAGCAGGCAGAUGGGUCGUUUAUUGGAGACGAAUGGGGGGAGGUGGACACUCGCUUCUCCUACUGCGCCAUCUCCUGCCUCUCUCUCCUCGAUCGCAUGCACGCCAUCGACCUCCCCGCAGCCGUCCGAUUCAUCGCCAGCUGUCAGAACUUCGACGGCGGAUUUGGUUCAGUUCCGGGCGGCGAGUCACAUGCAGGGCAGAUCUUCUGCUGUGUGGCGGCACUGGCAAUAGCUGGUGCACUCUCAUUGGUGGAUCGGGAUCUCCUUGGCUGGUGGCUGUGCGAACGGCAGGUGCCGUCAGGGGGACUUAACGGCCGGCCUGAAAAGCUACCAGACGUGUGUUACUCCUGGUGGGUGCUCUCCAGCCUGGUGCUCAUCGACAGGGUGCAUUGGAUCAGUGCAGAGAAGCUUCAGCACUUCAUACUGCAGUGUCAGGACGAGGAGAGGGGCGGGAUCUCUGACCGGCCAGACGACAUGGUGGAUGUGUUCCAUACCUUCUUCGGUAUUGCUGGCCUGAGUCUGUUGGAGUACCCCAAUCUCAAGCCACUAGAUUCUCGCGCAAUGGCUGCCGUGUCGCUCUCUUCCUCCCUCAGCAGCCUCGCUGGCGCGAAGCUCGCUGUCGCGCAGUCCGCGUCAGCCAAGUCCUCCCGUGUCCAGGCAGUGCGUUGCGUUGCGGGACCUUCCGCUUCUUCCGCCGAGAAGCGCGCAGAGGGGAAGAGCAUCUGGGAGAAGAUAGGAACCGGCGUAGCGGCGUUCGGACUCGCCGCAGCGCUUCAACUGACUCCGUCAGCCGUUGACGGAGCAAAGGCCGACGAGUUCGCGAUCCUGCGGUCGCCGCCGCCGCUCGAGUCGCACUAUUACGACGAUGCGAACGUUCUCAGCAGAAUCACGCGGUCGGACAUUACGAAGCUUCUGACGGAUUUGGAGGAGCGGACUGGCUACCAUAUUGACGCUGUAACCCUUAGGAAGAUUGCGGGCAAGGGCGACGUGUUCGAGCUGGCGGAUAAGAUCCUCGAGUCGUGGUACCCCACGGUGGAGGAGGGCGACAAGCGCGGCGUCGUUCUCCUCGUCACCUCGCAGAAGGAGGGCGCCGUAGCGGGCGGUCCCACCUUCGUCGACACGAUCGGGGAUGACGUCUUCGAGGGCAUCGUUUCUGAGAAUCUCCCAGUCCUGGCCACUGAGGAGCGUUACAACGAGGCCAUGUACUCUACAGUGAAGCGCCUUGUAGCGAGGAUUGAUGGGCAGCCGGACAUUCCGGGGCCUAAGUUUAACGACGCGAAGCGGGAAUCCAACUACAAGACGCGCGAGGAGACGGAGUCGAAGCGCGACCAAUUCACGACGGUCGUGGGGGGUCUGCUGGUUAUCGCGUUUGUGGUUCCAAUGCUCCAGUAUUACGCAUACGUUGCUAAGAAGUGA